Nicotiana attenuata is the source of this 5143-nucleotide messenger RNA. RefSeq lists its product as uncharacterized. Gene Ontology annotation, molecular function: calmodulin binding. Bases 1830 to 4481 code for a protein of 883 amino acids. NCBI's taxonomy places the organism in Eukaryota, Viridiplantae, Streptophyta, Magnoliopsida, Solanales, Solanaceae. The record is from RefSeq and is a predicted model, not a curated record. The transcript has 2 exons.
AAUUUUUAUGGAGCCACGCCAAAGAACAUGAAAUGUAGAAACUCAACAGUAUCGGAUUAUAAAGAAAAAAUGAAUAAAAGUAUAUGUGAAAUAUACAAAAAAAGGUACCUAAUCGUAUAUGUAUAUUUCGUGAUUUAUAAUAUUUUUUAUUAAUGUAUGUACGAAUUUAGAAUAAAAUUUAUCUUUUAAAAAAAAUUGAUCAUUUCUAGAAAAAGAAUUGGUUGAGGAGAGGGUCCAAAGUUGUGUUACGCACCCUUUAUUAUUAUUUUUAGUGUCAAAGCUGAUCUAUAUCCUCUGCAUUAAUCGCGCUUAUUCUCACAGAUGUCUAUGAAUUUUAAACGCUUUUUUCUAAUUCUUUCUUUCUAUUUCUUCUUUUUGGCUUUCUUUCUUUGCAAUUUUAGAAAUUCUACUCCCUCAAAAAUUGUCAACAAAUUGUUGAGUCCCUCUUUCUUUGGCUUUCCUUCUUAACUUAUCAAGAAAAAGGUAUAAUUUCAACCCCUAUUUUCCACCAAAAUUAUCAUUUUUCUCUUUUUGUUAAUUUUAAUCAGUUCUUGAAUCUGUUAUCGAAGAUUGACAUUUUCUAUUGAAGAUGAUUAGAAUCCAAAUGUUAAUGAUUCCCUAAUUCUUCAAUUGCCUGAAAAUUUUGUUCUGCUUUGCUUCUUCGCGUAAUGUUUGAACAAUACAAUAGUUUCACAACCCAACGCCCGAACUCAUCAAUUUCCAAUUCUCUUAGAAAAGGAAUUUUCACUUUCUUUUUUUCCCCAUGAGGUGAAAAAACAUAUGAAAAUGCGAUACGUCUAAGGUGGUGUUUGUUUUUUCUUUGUCGUUCCACCUGAGUUCUGUUUCUGAAUAAUGGCAAUGGUGUUUAGAAUGUAUAGCUCUAGGAUGUAUAGAUUAAUAUCGAAUUCUCAUAAAAGGACAUUAUAGAAUAUCUUAUUUCUUGUUGAAAGGAAAAAAAUGUUUCUUUUUCUCAUUGAUUCUCGUAGGAUUACUUCUGGAGUUUGGUGGCAUCUUAUGUUUCCCUUUCUUAUUUGUAUAAUAGGUGGGGAUGUCAUAAAUUAUUUCUAUUAUUUAACUUAGGUUUAUAUAAGAAGUAUGAUUUGGCAUUCCUUUGCUUUACCAGUUAAAAGAAUGUUUCUCCUGUUAAGUACUUUGUAGAGCUUCUCUUUAUAUUUAUUAAUUUCCUCCUUGUAAAAGAAACACAUUGGGUUAAGAUCAUAGUAUUAAUAGUUUGAAAAACGUUUUCCAGCAAGUUAAUGACAUGCAUGCAGAGUAGAUUUUUCUUUUUUCUAUUUGCCAUAAGUAAAGUGGCAUAGAUUUUUCGAAAUUCUAGGGAAGAAAACUAUUUGGAUGCAUCAGUUCUUUGGUUUCAAUAUCAUGAUUUCCAGCCAUAUACCAGUUCCUAAUUGUCCACAUUUCCCAGUUAGGCUCACCGAUCAAAUUGUAUCAAUUAUUACCAAGUUUUGUUGGACACAUUUCCCACCAAGCAAGAUAUAUUCUGUUAAAUUUACUGAAUCGUGUGGUCAAAAUAGAGCUAGAUUUAUAAUCAAUCUCUAAUUUGGAAGUAUUAAAUAGGUGACAGGAGUACCAGAGCAGUUUGAGGAACAGUCAGAUGGAGGGAGAAAUGCAAGCCGCAGAAUAAGAUGCCACACUGGUGAGGUUGAGGUUUCAAUCAAAGGUCUCUGCUUAUCAUCAGUUUUCUAUCGGUAAGUGCUCUUGUUUAACAGUUCGGAAACAUAGAGAAAACAAGCAUGUGUGAUGCUUUCCUAAACCUCUCUGUUUUUCAUAAUAUAUCUGCAGCGGUGAUAGUUUCAUUGCUCUAGCUCAAAAUGGGUGAGAUGGUUGUUGGCAUACCUGCACGUCUGGAGAAAAUUGAGCGUGAAGUUGGCUUUUCGAGAAGGAACUCAACUGGCAGCUUGGGUAUUCAAAUUGCUAAAUCCAAGGUCUUGUCCCGUUAUCUGAGUGAUCCAAAAGGUUCUUGCCAUGACGCUUGCAAAGGUGUGGAACGUGAUCUUCAAGAAACAAAAGCAAGGACUUCGCUGCUGAGAAGAUCUACUAUAGCAGCAUCAGAAAAAACCCAAGAGCUGGCUACAACUAUGAAGUUGCAGAUAAGGAAGAAACCACUAAGAUCAAGUAAGCUAGCUGUAAAUUUCAAGAGGCGUACAACUGGUAAAGCCCAGAGACAGGAGAAUCCAGCAUACACCAAAAGAUUAGCUAUUUCUGUAAAUCAACAAAAUGAUUUGAAGUUGAAGCCUUUGCAAGAAAAUGCUUAUUCUAUGUCAAGAAGCUAUAAGCUGAGGAGAAGAGGAUACAGUGACAUUAUCAUACCAGGGGGGUCACCAUUUGCUCGGGAUUCUCCGUUGGAUGGUGCAACCAGCACACCAAACAAAGGAAGCCGGAUGGACAAGAACGCUGGAUCUUCUAAGUUGAGCAACAAGAAGGCUGUUGGGAAACCUGCAAACUUGGAGAAAAUUAAGAAUGAAGUCGGGUAUUUGAGAAGGAACUCAACUGGAAACUUAGGUAAUGAAAUGGGUGACUCCAAGGUCUUGUCACGUCAUGUAAGUGUUCCAACAGGUUCUUGGCUUGAUGCUAGCAAAGAUGGUGUGGAAUGCAACUUUAAAACAAUGGCAAGGACUCACAUGUCCACAAGAUCUUUAACAUCAGGAGAAAAUUCAAAACUGGCUACAACUGUGAAGUGGCAGAUAUGGAGAACAACUAAAUUACCUGCAAAUCUCAGAAGGCUGACAACUUCACACGAAGAGGAAAUGCAAGCAUGCGCCAAAACAUUGGCUGUUUCUGCAAGUCAUCGAAGAGAUUCGAAGCUGCAGCCUCUGGAAGAAAAUGCUUAUUCGGUGUCAAGCAACAAAAGCAGAAGAAGAUACAGUGACGUUCUUAUAACAGGGGGUUCGGCAAUUCUUCAGGGGUCUCUAUUGGAUGAUGCAACCAGCAAACCAAACACAGGAAGCAAGAUGGAUAAGGACACUGGAUCUUAUGAGUUCAGCAAGAAAAAGGAUGCUGGUGUUCCUGCGAACCUGGACAAAGUUGGGCCUGAAGUCAGCUAUUUGAGAAGGAACUCAACUGGCAGCUUAGGUAUUGAAAUAGGUGAAUCCAAGAUCUUGCCAUGUUUACUGAGUGUUCCAACAGGUUCUCGCCAAGAAGUUUGCAAAUACCCAGUAGAAAGUGAUCUUAAAACAAAGACGAGGACUCUCCAGCCCACGAGACCUGUAACAACAUCAGGAGAAGUCCCAGAAAUGGCUACAACUGUGAUGUUGCAGAUAGGGAAGAAACCAUUAAGCUCAAGUAAGCUACCAAAAUUAAAGAGCCGGUCAACUUUUCGAGCCCAGGGACAGGAAAUACCAGCAUCCACAACUAUUUCCCACUCUACAAGAUUUUCUGUGAAGAGGGUAUCAGGCAAAAAGCCAAAUAAUGAUUCCCCAAGAAUAGUAUCUCAACGUAAUAAGCGGACUAGCCUUCCAAGUAAAACGGACAAAGAGAGUCAUGAAAAUGAUCCAAACAAGGUAUCUCAACUUAAUAAUUUGACUAGCCUUGCACGAAUGAAGAUAGAGCAACCAAGUAAUGAAAACUUUCCAAACAAGGCAUCUCGACUUAGAAAAUGGGCUAGUCUUAAACGAGGCAAGAUGGAGCAAGGAAGUCAUGGAAGUGUUCCAAAGGAAACAUUGCACAUCAGAGAAUCCAAGACUAAAAGCCAGACAAUAAAGCUCUCCCAGGAAACUCGAAUGGCCAGAGUCUCCUCCUUUGAUAGACAUGGCCCAGAAAGAGGGAAGAGACCAUCACCCCUUCUCUCCCCAUCCUCCUCUCUACAAUCGGAUGGCAGUAUCACCAGAAACCUUGGCAACAGGAAAUCUUCACUACAUGGCCCAAAAAGAGGGAAGAGAUCGUCACCCCUUCUCUCCCCAUCCCCUUCUCUGCACUCGGAUGGCAGUAGCUGCAGAAACCUUGGCAACAGGAAAUCUUCCCUAUCAUCAAUUUCUGCAUGUGAGUCUUUUGAUGACGAUGCAACAGUCAGCAAUUCCAGAAAAAGUGGAACCACAGGCCAAAGCAAAGAUAUAAAAGCUGCAAAAACUGCAAUUUGCAGUCCUAAAAACCUCAAGUUCAGGAGAGGAAAAAUAAUCGAUUUUCAGUCUGAGAAAGUCAGUCCAAGGAGAUUAAAAUUCAGGCCAGUCAAAAUACUAGAUUACAACGAAAAUGGAAGUGCUUAUGCUAGAGGAAGAAGCUCUCGGAGACUUUAUGCUAAUGGAAAGUCAAAUGCUGCUAAAGAUGAAAAUAUGAAAGUUAAUCUUCGACACCAAGCUAGGGGAAACAAAAGAGAGGCUCCAACAUUGUUCAACAAUGUGAUCGAAGAGACUGCAACCAAACUUGUUGAGACCAGGAGAAGCAAGGUCAAGGCUUUGGUGGGUGCUUUUGAAACCAUAAUCUCCCUUCAGGAUUCAAGAUCCUCACCACCAAUUAUUUGGAGAUGAUAACUACGUGCUUUGACAGAAGGAACUUGUAUAUAUUAAUAGCUAAAUUGAGUUGCGUAACUGAAGCAGUAGGUGCAGGAUGUCAAGCACCAUCUGUCUGAUUAUAUAUACUUUCUAAUUGAUUCUAUAUACUUUGCAAAAGUCGUUGCGACAAUCACUUUAGGUAGCAGGAAGAAUAUAUCAUUCAAAGUUGAUUUAAAAGCCAGCUGAUGAGUGCUUAAGACAAGCCAACAACAACUACAUCUCAGUCCAGUUGGGCAAAUUUAUCUGAAGUUUCUACAAUAGCUUUGUAAAGGGUGAUAUAUUCUCAUAAUUUGUGUGUAAAACAGAACAGUGUCAGGCCUGAAAUUUUCAUAAGGUAAACCUCCCAUUGACAAAACAGUCCGAAAACAAAUUGGCAAAUGAAGCUCAAUAACCUAGAAGAACCGUAGGAAAACACUUAAUUCUUCCUUAAACCAGCUUUAAACACUUUAAAUAUGUCAUCUUCAGUGACAGGUCUAACCUGUUAGUAUGAAAAUUUAAAAGCUUUUAAACACAUUAAUAAUCAGCAGGCAAGAAAGUGGAAAAAAUAGAAGGGGGAAAAAAGAGCUUCGCUAAUUAGUUACAGAAUUUUUUGCAGAAAAUUUAGAUGUAAAACAAUAACAUAUGCAAAGCAACGUGAA